This is a messenger RNA of Hordeum vulgare subsp. vulgare (domesticated barley), 692 nucleotides long. RefSeq lists its product as uncharacterized. The record is from RefSeq and is a predicted model, not a curated record. The transcript has 3 exons. Gene Ontology annotation, cellular component: chloroplast. The coding region runs from base 47 to 562 and encodes 171 amino acids. NCBI's taxonomy places the organism in Eukaryota, Viridiplantae, Streptophyta, Magnoliopsida, Poales, Poaceae.
AGGAGCAGGACGCAGGCGCACCGUACGUGAGCGGAAAGCCAAGAAAAUGGGCGCGCUCUGCCUGCUCCCGUCCACGCCGCCGUCCUGCUCGCCGCGCCCGCACGGACCCACGGCCGCGCUUCCCCUGCCCCCCUCCGCUUCUCCCUGGCCGCGGCCCCGGCUCGCCGCGGGCGGGGGCCGGCGGCGGCUCGCCGGCGUGGCGCGUGGCAGCGGGGAGAAGGGGGGCAAGAACGGCGGGGCGGAGUUCUUCCGGGAGGACGGCGUGGUGGACGACAUGGACGGGUACCUCAACUACCUGUCCCUCGAGUAUGACUCCGUCUGGGACACCAAGCCUGCUUGGUGUCAGCCUUGGACAAUAUUACUGACAGGAACUGUUGCAGUUGCAUGUAGUUGGGUGCUCAUCCACUCUGCUGUGAUUACCGGAGGAGUUUCUUUUGUAAUAUGUGCAUGGUGGUACAUAUUUCUUUACUCCUAUCCUAAGGCAUACACCGAUAUGAUAUCUGAGAGGAGGAAAAAGGUGGCUAGCGGUGCUGAAGAUACCUACGGGAUGGAGAAAAUGUAACCUUGUUUGUAGUACCAUCACUUUCCGGAGAUAGUUAGAAAAUGGUUCCGCAGGUUGCACCAUUGAUAUGUAGAAUUUAUUCCGCAAAAAAUCGCUACAUCAAAAUACGAAAUCGUGCUUCUCCGGCUCA